Molecule: messenger RNA, 894 nt
Organism: Papaver somniferum (opium poppy)
Lineage: Eukaryota; Viridiplantae; Streptophyta; Magnoliopsida; Ranunculales; Papaveraceae
Product: protein SPIRAL1-like 2
Exons: 3
Coding region: 176-541 (121 amino acids)
Biological process (GO): cortical microtubule organization
Cellular component (GO): cortical microtubule, transverse to long axis
Source: RefSeq, a predicted model, not a curated record
CUUUUCCCCUUUCCUUUAUAAAACUUCAAAAUUCUCCUCCUCCUUUUAUAUUUUGCAUCUUCCACUGUUUUCUAUCAUUUAUCACUCUCACACACUCUCUCUCUCUGUAAACUCAAAUAAUCUCUGGUCUUGCCUUUCUCCGGUUUGGAUCCGAAAACCAAGAAAGACAGACAAAAUGGGUCGUGGAGUCAGUUAUGGAGGAGGUCAGAGUUCUUUAGGGUAUCUCUUUGCUGGUCCUGAGGAACCAAAAACAGCUGCACCUGCUGCAACUCCCACUGCUGCUGCUGCUCAUACCCCCCCAGUUCAGGUGGAACAAAAUGUACCUGCAGCUAACAAGUCUUCCCCUUCGCCCCCAGCAGAUAAAGCUAAGCUGGGUCCAGCAGGAGUAGUGCAGGGUUCUCUAGCCAAUAACUACUAUCGCGCUGAUGGCCAGAACACUGGCAAUUUCAUCACUGAUCGACCUUCGACUAAGGUUCACGCAGCUCCUGGUGGUGGAUCUUCCCUGGGUUACCUCUUCGGCGGAGGUGGUGGUAGCAACUAAGGUUAUUUUUUCUCCAGAGUAGUAAAGUUAUGGGUUAUUUAGACCCGUAGUAGUAGUAGUAAUUAUGAGAAACUGUAUCUUAAGAUGAUAAACAAUCUCCUAUGUAAUAUAUAUGUCUUCCUAAAUGUAUUCGGUCUGUAAGCUCAGCCGAGGAUUACUAAGAUCAGGUGCAAAAAAUGCCUCAACUACAAGCUCAAUGACAUUCUGAAAACCUUCAUUUUUGUAAUGAAAGGUUCCAUCUGCAACUUGAGCCGAUUUCCUUAAAUCCACUUGGCUUUUAAUGAAGCGCUGAUUUAAGAAUUUCUGUGUUACUUCUUGCUAUAUAUGUUCAGUUGAAUUGAUGCUUCAUAAAA